Messenger RNA from Mya arenaria, 1089 nucleotides. RefSeq lists its product as uncharacterized. The record is from RefSeq and is a predicted model, not a curated record. NCBI's taxonomy places the organism in Eukaryota, Metazoa, Mollusca, Bivalvia, Myida, Myidae. The transcript has 3 exons. Bases 1 to 1089 code for a protein of 362 amino acids.
AUGUUGGCAGCGAUAGCGAAAACAGUCAUCCCUACCGCAAUACCCCCAUCAUACCGGGCAGCAACAGUGAAAACAGUCAUCCCUACACCAAUACCCCCAUCAUACCAGGCAGCAACAGUGAAAACAGUCACCCAUACCCCAAUACCCCCAUCAUACCAGGCAGCAACAGUGAAAACUGUCAUCCCUACCGCAAUACCCCCAUUAUACCAGGCAGCAACAGCGAAAACUGUCACCCAUACCCCAAUAGCCCCAUCAUACCAGGCAGCAACAGUGAAAACUGUCAUCCCUACCCCAAUACUCCCAUCAUACCAGGCAGCAACAGCGAAAACAGUCACCCAUACCCCAAUACCCCCAUCAUACCAGGCAGAAACAGGGAAAAAAGUCACACCUCCCCCAAUAGCCCCAUCAUUCCAGGCAGCAACAGGGGAAAAAGUCACACCUCCCCCAAUAGCCCCAUCAUACCAGGCAGUGACGGCAGAAACAGGGAAAAAAGUCACACCUCCCCCAAUACCCCCAUCAUACCAGGCAGAAACAGGGAAAAAAGUCACACCUCCCCCAAUAGCCCCAUCAUACCAGGCAGCAACAGUGAAAACAGUCACCUAUACUCCAAUACCCCCAUCAUACCAGGCAGCAACAGUGAAAACAGUCACCUAUACUCCAAUACCCCCAUCAUACCAGGCAGCAACAGCGAAAACAGUCACCCAUACCCCAAUACCCCCAUCAUACCAGGCAGCAACAGUGAAAACAGUCACCCCUACCCCAAUACUCCCAUCAUACCAGGCAGCAACAGUGAAAACAGUCACCCAUACCCAAAUACCCCCAUCAUACCAGGCAGCAACAGGGAAAAAGGUCACACCUCCCCCAAUAGCCCCAUCAUACAAGGCAGCAACAGGGAAAAAAGUCACACCUCCCCCAAUAGCCCCAUCAUACCAGGCAGUGACAGUGAAAACAGUCAACCAUACCCAAUACCACCAUUAUAACAGGCAGAAACAGGGAAAACAGUCAUCCCUACCCCAAUACCCCAGUCAUACUGGGCAGCAAAAGUACAAACAGUCACCCCUAUUCAUGAUUUAUUUUAAAAUGGGUUAA